Verticillium dahliae VdLs.17 is the source of this 1449-nucleotide messenger RNA. RefSeq names its product ammonium transporter 1. The record is from RefSeq and is a predicted model, not a curated record. Gene Ontology annotation, biological process: ammonium transmembrane transport. NCBI's taxonomy places the organism in Eukaryota, Fungi, Ascomycota, Sordariomycetes, Glomerellales, Plectosphaerellaceae. Gene Ontology annotation, molecular function: ammonium channel activity. The transcript is spliced from 4 exons. The coding region runs from base 1 to 1449 and encodes 482 amino acids. Gene Ontology annotation, cellular component: plasma membrane.
AUGUCUGCUGGCCUCUACACCGAGGCCUACAACGGCACUGAGGGGGCGGCCGACGAUGGCACCUCAGCUGGCGUUGCCAACAUGAACGUCUGGUACGAGUCUGGUGACAUUGCUUGGAUGUGCACCUCCUCCGCCCUCGUUCUGCUCAUGAUCCCCGGUGUCGGCUUUUUCUAUGCCGGUCUCGCUCGGCGAAAGUCGGCUCUCUCACUCAUGCUCAUGAUCAUGCUCGCGCAUAGCGUCGCGACAGUACAAUGGUUCUUUUGGGGCUAUUCCUUGACCUUCUCGCAAACGGGCAACGCUUUCCUAGGCAACAUGGACUAUAUCGGUUUCCGUAAUGUUGUCGCCCAGCCAGUUGGCGCCAUCCCAGAGAUCAUGUUUGCCAUCUACCAAGGUCUCUUUGCUGCCAUUACUCCCGCCAUUGCCAUCGGUGCCAUCGCCGACCGCGGUCGCAUCCUUCCCGCCAUGGUAUUCGUCUUCAUCUGGGCCACUGUUGUGUACGACCCCAUCGCCUACUGGACAUGGAACGCCAACGGCUGGCUCCUCGAGCUCGGCUCUCUCGACUUCGCCGGUGGCACUCCUGUCCACAUCAACUCUGGUGUCGCAGCCGUGGCCUACUCCCUCAUGCUCGGAAAGCGAUCUGGCUACGACCGCCUCCACGGCCUCCCCUACAGGCCCCACAACGUCACGAAUGUCCUGCUCGGCACCGUCUUCCUCUGGGUGGGCUGGUUUGGCUUCAACGGUGGCUCGACCCUCGCCUCGAACAUUCGCACGCCUGUCGUCCUCUUCGUCACCAACCUGGCCGCCUGCAUCUCCGGCCUGACCUGGGUCCUACUCGACUACCGCCUGGAGAAGAAGUGGUCCACCAUUGGCUUCUGCUCUGGUGCCAUCUCUGGCCUCGUCGUCAUCACCCCUGCCGCAGGCUACGUUCCCAUCUGGUCCGUCCCCGUCUUUGGCAUUGUGGGUGGUGCUGCGUGCAACUUUGCCACCAAGCUCAAGUUCCUCGUUGGCAUCGACGAGGCCCUCGACGUUUUCGCCGUCCACGGUGCCGGUGGUAUUGUCGGCAACCUGCUGACCGGCAUCUUCGCUGCUGACUACAUGGCCGCUCUCGACGGCGCGACCGAGAUUGACGGCGGCUGGAUCCAGCAGAACUACGUCCAGUUUGGCUACCAGCUCGCUGGCACCGUCGCCGGCAUUGCCUGGUGUUUCGUCAUGACCUGCCUCAUCUGCUUCGUCUUGAACCUCAUCCCCGGCCUCAGCCUUCGCGUGAACAUUGAUGAGGAGGAGCUUGGUCUUGAUGAUGUGCAGUGCGGCGAGUUCGCCUACGACUACGUCGAGGUCACGCGCCACGUGUCCGACAUCCUGACGGGCCAGGACCCUCAUGCUGGUCUCGCGGGUACCUCGGCCCACAGCUCCGAGCCUGAGAAGGCUGCGCCUGCUGCUGCUGCUUGA